UAAAUUUCCACUUCGUCCGCAGCUCUUGAGGACCCGAACCAAGAGCCGACAGGUCGUCAGUGAAACUGGGCUGAACAAAUGAAUUCAGGGACUAAUGCGUAAUGACGAGUUUAUGACAGAAAUAACGUGGGGACUGCAUGUGCAUUUGGGUUGAAUAUUCAACAAGUUCCCCAUAUCUGAAGGCACCAUGGAGAAUCAUAACCUGCGUUCAUCCCACACACCUUCCACCAGCUUCCAAGUGGUCUCCGUGCGUUUUCAAAGAACUUUUCACUCUUCUAACGACUCUUAGGACAUGCAGUGUUUCAUUCACACACACUUCAGAGACGCAUUCCAGGAACAACACUUUGACAUGCAGAGCCGUGGUGUGGUGAGAAGCUUGGCCGGUCUGUCCGCGGCGCGCUCCUGCUUGCUGCUGCUCUUCAUCCACAUGAGCGCACCGGUGGAGGCGAAGAGAGUGCAGGGCGAUCGGGCGCAAACUCGACGGGCGCAGCAGCAGCAGCCUCCGGCGCACAGGGAGCGGGUGGAAGGAGCAGAGAGCUUCCCGCUAGACUUUACAGCCGUGGAGGGUAACAUGGACAACUUCAUGGUGCAGAUAAAGAACUUGGCACAGUCAUUGUACCCGUGCUCUGCGCAGAAGCUGGACCAAGACAUGAAGCUGCACUUCUUGAAGAACGCCUCUGUGACUUGCAAUGACGGUUCACCAGCAGGGUUCUACAUCAAGGAGUCUAAAGGCAGCAAGAGGUGGCUGCUGUUCUUAGAAGGUGGGUGGUACUGUUUCAACAAACAGACCUGUGACAGCAGGUAUGAGACAAUGAGGAGACUGAUGAGCUCCACCAAGUGGCCACAGACCAGAACAGGAACAGGAAUUCUGUCUCCUCAGCCGGAGGAAAACCCUCACUGGUGGAACGCCAACAUGGUGUUCAUCCCGUACUGCUCCAGCGACGUGUGGAGCGGAGCCACACCGAAGACAGAUCACAGUGAUUAUGCGUUCAUGGGCUCUCUGAUCAUUAAGGAAGUGGUGAACGAGCUGCUGACAAAAGGUCUGGACAAUGGCAAGGUUCUGCUUCUGGCAGGAAGCAGUGCGGGGGGUACAGGUGUCUUACUGAACGUGGACCACGUUGCAGAGCAGCUGGAGUCACAGGGCCACCGAGGGGUGCAGGUCCGGGGUCUGGCUGACUCCGGAUGGUUCCUGGACAACAAACAGUACAAAUUCACAGACUGCCUGGAUACCAUCAGCUGUGCCCCCACUGAGGCCAUAAAGAGAGGCAUCAGGUACUGGGGCGGUUUGGUGCCAGAGAGCUGCAGACAGGCUCAUGUGGGAGAGGAGUGGAACUGUUUCUUUGGAUAUAAGGUCUACCCCACGUUAAAAAGCCCGGUGUUCGUGGUGCAGUGGCUGUUUGAUGAGGCCCAGCUGAUGGUCGACAACGUCCACCUGACCGGACAGCCCGUCCACGAGGGCCAAUGGAGGUACAUACAGAAACUGGGACAGGAGCUGAGCAGCACGCUACGUGACGUACCGGCGAUGUUUGCUCCGGCCUGUCUGUCGCACGAACUCAUUACUAGAACCUACUGGAUGGACAUUCACGUGAAAGGCACCUCCUUGCCCAGAGCCCUCCACUGCUGGGACCGCAGUCUCCAAGAUAACAACCACAUCAACAGCAGCAACCACAACCACCAAAAGCACAAGACCCUGCCCACGAGGGGCUGCCCUCUACAUUUGAUUGACAGCUGCCCGUGGCCUCACUGCAAUCCGUCCUGUCCGACUAUUCGUGACCAGCUGACGGGACAGGAGAUGAGCGUGAUCCAGUUCCUGAAGCACAUGGGCUUUGACGUGCAGAAGAUGGCCCAGCAGCAGGGGAUGGACCCCAGGACACUACUGGGCAUGCUCAGUAACGGGAACUGAGUUGCAGCAAAGUUAGUGUAGUGUCAGCGACCCACACGGCAGAGAUAGGAAAGUGCUGGACAUAAAUGGAAGACGACGGGAACAAAACUUGAACGAUAAAACUGUCAAUGCUUCCAAAGAUCGUCCUCCAUCAACAAACAAGACUCAGUUUCUGAAAAACUGAACGACACAAAAACUCACAACGAAGUGCCUGAUGAGAAUGGAAGACAAAUACAGUCAAACCUGAGCUGUUUAAACAUGUAAACAUAGAGGAUCACAUGCUCCUUGUUUUAAUAUAUAGACAUACUCAUAACAUUAUUGUGAGGUGGGUACAGUGACCACAGUGUGUAUAUAAAGUAUAUAGAAUAUAUACAGGAAAUAUGUACUGUACAUUAUGUAUGUGCAGUUGAGACGGUGGUAGUCUAAAAUAGUCAGUGGAAACACAGAUGGUUUUGUGGGGAUAGGGCGCUCCCUUCUGUCGACUCAAGGUAUCAAAUUCAGAAAUCCAUGUAUGGUGCUGCUGUUCCUACCCUCCGUCAAAUAUGCUGCUUUUUCUCAUUUUGGAAAAAUAAUUUAAUGGGUAAUAUUUACUAAUAAAAAGGUACAAAUAUUAAGAUUAUUACUUUGUUCUUCAGGCUACUUAUAAGUGCUUGUAUAUUUAUUUUUCUACUGAAAAUAUAUUUUAUAUAAGUCUUAUAGUCAGACACAGUUAGCUACUGUAACAGUGUCUCCACAACCUUUUACUUUUUUACUUGCAUGUUUGUGGUAAGAAAUCCUGUAUGCUAAUUGGACAACUGAAGUCGAUAUAGUUUUUAAGGCUUUUGAGUUUCUGACAAAUAUUUUCUUGUGCUGUAGUAGUGCCAGCAUCUAAUGUAAACGCUAAUAAAUACAAAUACAAGCCGAUAUGAUAAAAACAUAAUUUAAUAAUUACAAGUAUGGCAAUAAAGUGGUUGUUAUCACCCUAAAAAAAAAAUCUCAGAAAACAAAAUGGAGGAACAAAAAGCCAUUUCCAGUAUUAUCACACCACAUAAUCUCACCCACAACAUACAUACUGAUGAUAAAUGUAAAAGCAUUAAAAACUACAUUGUAGACAACAUUUUUUGCACAAGACAUAAGAAUAAAAACUUUCUUUCUUCACAGUUGAUAUGAAAAGUGCUUCUAUGAGAGAUGACUGAAAAACUGAAAACAUCAGCUUUAACAAGUUUCAGGUUAUUCUGUCUGUAACUUUGAACUUCCUAAAGUUUGAGUUUGGGUAUUUCAUCUAUAAACAUAAUGUAUAAAGCAGACAGCUUUGUUUGGCCUGAUAUUUCCACACCGUUUGUUUCCUCUCUCUACAAACUCCAGCUAUUAAAAUCCUAGCCACAUUUUAAAUGUACCUAAUGCAUAAAUCAUCUGAACCUGGUCGUAUA
Messenger RNA from Micropterus salmoides (largemouth bass), 3291 nucleotides. RefSeq names its product notum, palmitoleoyl-protein carboxylesterase b (gene notum1b). Gene Ontology annotation, molecular function: hydrolase activity. NCBI's taxonomy places the organism in Eukaryota, Metazoa, Chordata, Actinopteri, Centrarchiformes, Centrarchidae. The record is from RefSeq and is a predicted model, not a curated record. The transcript has 11 exons. Bases 293 to 1903 code for a protein of 536 amino acids.